Messenger RNA from Sander lucioperca (pikeperch), 1686 nucleotides. RefSeq names its product mitochondrial transcription termination factor 3 (gene mterf3). Gene Ontology annotation, molecular function: double-stranded DNA binding. Gene Ontology annotation, cellular component: mitochondrion. The transcript is spliced from 8 exons. The record is from RefSeq and is a predicted model, not a curated record. Gene Ontology annotation, biological process: regulation of DNA-templated transcription; mitochondrial ribosome assembly. Lineage: Eukaryota; Metazoa; Chordata; Actinopteri; Perciformes; Percidae. Bases 103 to 1383 code for a protein of 426 amino acids.
ACCGCCAAUAAAUCAUAAAGAAGAAGAAGAAGAAAACGUUUGACGUGCGACACGUUGGUGGAGUAUGAUAGAGCUGAGUUUAGGAUACAAUUAUUAAUCACCAUGGCUUCAUCCUGUACACAGCUGUGUCUACAAUGCAGACGUUUUCUUUGCUCCAAGACAGUGGCUAGUACCUGGCAGUAUUGCACUCAAGUUCGCCAUUGCAUUGCAGUUACGAGGGUACCCACCAAAAUCCUAAAUGGAUCCUUCAUUAUCAACGGGAAUCCCAUAACAACUCAGGCAAAACAGAGGUGGAAACAACAGAUGUUCUGUUACAGUGACUUAGCUGCCAACCAUCUGGCAACUCAGGUUAAGGAAGACAAAGGUGUUGAAGAAAUGUCUACAGCUGAAGUUGUACCAUAUAAGAGCCCCCUGUUGCCAAUCAGAGAUGUUUUGCUGGCGACUGAAAGCCAGAUGUCAUUAGAUCUGGAUGCUGCUGCUGAGUUUUCAGCAUUAGAGGUGAUCAGUGAUGAAGAGGCUGUCAGUAUAUCUGUUCCUUCUGCCAUACCUCCUGCGUCCACCUCUCUCAGAGACUAUGUUGACCAGUCUGAGACACUCAGCAAACUAGUACAGCUAGGUGUAAACCUGUGGAAGCUUGAACAAAGGCCCAACGUGGGCUCCAUGCUACUGAGGCUUAACUUUAACACAGAUGUGGCCCCAAGGCUGCUGUUCCUCAAAGAGAUCGGGGUGGAGGACUCUCGCUUUGGCUAUAUCAUCACGCACAACCCCUUUAUUCUCACUGAGAGUUUGGAACACCUGCAGUCCAGGGUGAACUAUCUUAAGUCAAAGAAGUUUAGUUCUGAGACUGUUGCAUCCAUGGUGUCCAGAGCUCCUUAUCUGCUUAACUUCAGUGUGAAGAGGCUGGACAACAGACUGGGGUUCUAUCAGCAGCAACUCAACCUCAGUGCUUCUAGUACACGGAACAUUGUAGCUCGUCUACCCAGAUUACUGUGUGGCAGUUUGGAGCCUGUUAAAGAAAAUUUGAAGGUUUGUGAAAUAGAGCUUGGCUUUAAGGAAAAUGAGAUCCAACACAUAGUUAUUGCUGUCCCAAAAGUGCUGACUGCCAAUAAAAGGAAGCUAACCCAAAUAUUUGACUUCCUCCACAAUAUCAUGAAGGUGCCCCACAACCUGAUUGCCAAGUUUCCACAGGUCCUCAAUUCCAAGUACUUGCGUCUCAGAGAGCGCCACCUGUUCCUUGAGUACCUUGGAAAGGCUCAGUAUGACCCAACCCUGCCCAACUACAUCUCCCUGGACCGCCUGGUGUCUUUGCCUGAUGAGACCUUUUGCACUGAGUUGGCUUUGGCCACAUUGGAAGAUUUUUGUUUGUUCCAAAAGACACUUUGAUUCUUCAUGAGGGGACAUUUUAAAGGACUUCAGAAAACAAGUGGUCAAUCACACAUAAUACAUACUAUAAUGUCAGACACAUGCAGAUAUUAAAGUAUUUAAACGUAUAGAACAUCAACUGAGUUUGAAAUAUAAAGUUUGCUUUGUUAAUGUGAUGUUUAAUAAAUGUACACAAUGUAUAUUAGCACUUCUGUUUUUAUUUACCAUAAUUGUAUAGCUAAAGAGACCAUAAAUGUGAUGAAAGUGCCGGAAAAACAUUUGCAGGGCUGUGUAUAAAAUGAUCAUGGCUUAUGUAUUGAAAAA